This is a messenger RNA of Ectocarpus sp. CCAP 1310/34, 1373 nucleotides long. Lineage: Eukaryota; Phaeophyceae; Ectocarpales; Ectocarpaceae. The record is from the annotation of a GenBank genome assembly.
GCCUAAACAUGGCGACUCCUAGACUGGUGACCGUGGCGGCUACCCAGAUGUCGUGCUCUCCGGAUACGAAGGACAACGUCGAUGCAGCGGAGGCUCUCGUACGGCGUGCGGCGGCGGCAGGCGCGCAGGUGAUCCUGCUGCAGGAGCUGUUUUCGACCCGCUACUUUUGCCAGGAGCAGCGUGAGGAGCACUUCUUGCUCGCCGAGAACCCAAAUGAGAGCGCGCUCCUCGCGCGGUUCCAGGCGCUCGCCGAGGAGCUGGGAGUGGUGUUGCCCAUUAGUUUUUUCGAGCGGGGCAACAAUGCGUUCUUCAAUUCGGUUGUGGUCUUCGAUGCGGACGGACGGCGCUUGGGGCUGUAUCGCAAGAGCCACAUUCCGGAUGGGCCCGGCUAUCAGGAAAAGUUCUACUUCAACCCUGGUGACACGGGCUUCAAGGUUUUCGACACGCAGUUCGGAAAGAUAGGAGUGGCGAUCUGCUGGGACCAGUGGUUCCCCGAGGCCGCGCGCUCGAUGGCGUUGCAGGGUGCAGAGCUCCUUCUGUACCCCACGGCCAUCGGCUCGGAGCCUCAAGACCCGACCUUGAACUCUAGCGCUCACUGGAGAAGGGUCAUGCAGGGGCACGCUGGGGCGAACUUGGUUCCCGUAGUGGCCUCGAACCGGGUCGGCCGCGAAGAAUACCCCGGCAGCCAUAUCACCUUUUACGGGAGCUCCUUCAUCGCGGAUCAAACAGGAGAAAUUGUGGUAGAAUGCUCCUACGUCUCGAGCAAUAGAGGCGAAUCCGAGGGCGGCAACGGUACGGCGAUCGACGCUUCUCGAAUGGGUGCGGCAUCGGCUGCUGUAACGCCUGGUCACUCUCGUCACUUUUCCUGCGGCGAACCGGGCGGUCCGGGUGGCGAAAUUAUCUUGCACACGUUCGAUCUCGAGGGGGUCCGCCUUCAGAGGGCGGGGUGGGGACUGUUCAGGGACCGGCGACCAUCUCUGUAUCGACCGCUCUUAUCGUUGGAUGGAAGGGCAGCGGUAUAGCAUAACGAAGGAAGAAGCUCCUAGAGUCGCUGCCCUCAUUUUCUGACGCAGGAAAGUGCGCCUUCUCCGCUCUCCCCAUGAACCUAUUAGGGAAUAUCAAGGAGUAAAAAAUUUCCAAGGUUGUUUUGUAUUUUUGGCAUGUGAACCACGAACAAUAGCAGAUGGUUUUGAUUCAAAUUCGGACUUGGGAUACUUAUUUUCCCGAAGCGGGUAGAGUGCAGAGUGAGGGAUACGUGACGGGAAGGUUUGCUCCACGGUAGGUACAACUCGGGUGGUUGUGAUGCGAAGGAACAAUAUUGGGGGCCGGUUUCCUGGCAAAUGAUAAGGUUUCUUCAUCGAGGUUUCGUCCGC